UUUUCUGCAGCGCAACCGGUGCAGAGGUUAUUUGGUGGGAAAAUGACUUCGGAUCGUUUUAGAAAUGCAUAUGCCAUAACUGAUCAUUUGCCUACGCCAAAUGGAAUUUUAACAGAACUUUUAGAACAUCAAAAGCAUGGGCUGGCGUGGAUGCUCUGGCGAGAGAAACAAGUGCCCCCGAGUGGCAUUUUAGCUGAUGACAUGGGUCUUGGCAAAACAUUAAGCUUCAUAUCUCUUAUUGUUGAGAAUUUAAACAGGAGAAAACUGUUUGAUGAGGAGGAACAGAAGGAGAAAAGAAAAGCUAUUGCAAACUUCUUAGUUCCUUCUUACUGUUCCUUGGUCAUUGUACCAGCAUCAUUAAUUUAUCAGUGGGAAGAAGAAAUUGGGAGGCACGUUAAACCUGGAUUACUGCGUGUGUACAUUUUUCACGGUCCAAAACAAAAAAGAGAAACAGAUCCUACAAGACUAGCUCAAUACGAUGUUGUACUGACCACGUAUAGCACUGUCACUAACGAAUUGAAUAAGAAGGCAGAUGUUGAGGUUUUAGAUAUCAGCAGCUCAGGCGAAACCAGUGGUUUACCCCGUAAUACCUCAAAAGAGUCUGUGUUAACCAGAGUGGCGUGGCAGAGAAUAAUACUUGACGAGGCGCACCAGAUAAAGAACAAAAAUUCUUUGGUUUCAAAAGCUUGUUGUCGGCUUCCAGGAAUAUGUCGUUGGUGUUCUAGUGGUACUCCGAUACAUAACAAACUUUGGGAUCUUUUUUCUUUGAUUAAAUUUUUACGUAUCAGGCCUUUCGAUGAAGAAGCCGUUUGGAAGGAGUAUAUCAUGGGAAACUCAGCACUUGCAUCGGAACGUUUGAACACGCUGGUGAGGGGGCUUUUAUUAAGAAGACAAAAAACAGACAUUAACAUGAUUACAAAUAAGCCGAUUGUAAGUUUGAAGAAUUUUUUCAAAAUUUAUUUGUGCACUCCAAGUUGUUCUUUCAGACAGAAAGUAAAAGAAAUUAUUGAGCAAAAUAUAUCCAUUUCGAAGCCUCGUGAGAAAUGGAGCAAAGAAUCUGUGAUUCGUAAUCCGUUCUUGGGCAGCACACGAGACAUCAGCUUGUGUGACAACUUUCGAACCAUGAGCUGCGUCCUUACGCUCCUUCUGCGCUUAAGGCAAGCUUGCGUCCAUAUGGCUCUUACGAAGAAAGCUGUCGAUAUAGAAGCAUUUCGUGAUAUCGGCUUAGAUUAUGACGAGAAAGACAUAGAUAUCUUGGAUAUAACGAGUAAUCUGGACCAGGUGAAUAUUGAUAGGAAAGAAGAGGCCGUGGCUCGUUUGUUUGAACCUUCUUUCAAUUCUACAAAAGUUAAAAUAUUUUUCAGUGUUGUAGUGAGUCAAUGGACGUCCUUACUAGAAAUUAUUGAGCAACGUCUUACCCAGUAUGGAGUCGAAUAUACCUGCAUUACCGGUAAAGUGCUACCAAAAAAUAGGCAGCAGUGUGUUGAAAGCUUUAACAGGAGGAAUGGUGGGGCCAGGGUGAUGUUGCUCUCGUUAACUGCCGGGGGUGUUGGCUUAAAUCUCACUGGCGGCAAUCAUCUGUUCCUGCUUGACCUGCAUUGGAAUCCAGCAAUAGAGCAGCAAGCGUGCGACCGCAUUUAUCGCAUGGGUCAAAAAAAAGAUAUCUUUAUUUACAAGUUUAUAUGCCAUGAAACGAUAGAGCAACGAGUUUUAAACUUGCAAGAAUCAAAGAAGGCACUCGCUGAGAGCGUUCUUAAAGGAGCUACUUCAAAAAAGCUAAACAAAUUGACCAUCAACGACAUUAAAUUUCUUUUUGGACUGGGUUCCAGUGGUAAAAUGUAA
Molecule: messenger RNA, 1842 nt
Organism: Enterobius vermicularis (human pinworm)
Lineage: Eukaryota; Metazoa; Nematoda; Chromadorea; Rhabditida; Oxyuridae
Source: the annotation of a GenBank genome assembly